GCGAAAAGGGCUUUCUCUCCCUCCCCAGCCCCACCUCCUUCUGCGUUUGCUCUUUUCUUCGGAGUGGGGACGGGUGUGGCUCUGCCUCUGGCCAACGGGGAAGCCUCGGAUCGGGUUCAUCGGUGAAGUGCCCCGCUUCGCGCUGUGCCGCACCCACUAGGCUAAGCGGUCUGCUGACUCAGAUGGCAUCGGGAUGGCGCGAUGGGGGGCGGGGGCUUCCUCGCCAGACGUUGCCCCGAUUCUAGCCGUGUAAAGCGGGAGUGGAGAGCCAGCCGAUGGGGAAAAGAGAGCAACUCCUAAAGGCGUGAAAGCACCCGCUCUUUGCGCGCCCGCAAAACACCCGUGGAAAGGGUGGCCUUGCAACUCCUAGCGCAUCGCCCGGCUCUUGAGCGAGACGCUCACCUUGCCCGUCUUCUCUUUUACCCAAGGUAUCUGCUAGAUUUUAAAAGCUUGUCUUUCCAAGAGACAGCCUAACUUCUCAAUGGACCGUGAAUCCCGGUUCUGCCCUAUACUUGCUAUCACGUCCAGCCCUCGGUGCGACCUGUCACAGAUUAAAGAAAUCCCUUGGACCAGGAACUCGAGGUCUUCCUGCUUGCUGCGAUGUGGGUUAGCUCCUGUACCUUGCUGCAUCUGGUAUCCUGUCUUGCUGGUAUUCUGCUUCACUGUCUUGCCUCAGCAACACAGGUCUCUUGCUUGAUCCAGUACCCACAUCCUGCCUGAUCUCUGCUUGAUCCAGUCCCUGCCUUGCCUUGCCCGGGUUUGCUACCUUACUGUUUGCUACAACUUUGCUGCUCCUGUAUCCUGCCAAGUUAUCCUGCCUCAGCUGAAAGAGGGAGGAUAGGGAGCCUUCCUUCUCAGGGAACUAAUUGCCAUGCGCUGUUUUCUGAGGCGUUCACUUACAAUGGCCAUCUCCCUGCUCGUGUUCCUGCUCAUCAUAAACCUGACUCCUUGGACCCAAGAAGAUUCUGAUGUGAAAGAGCUAAAGCAAUGGGCUCAGGAUGUGGGGCUAAACCAGCUUCAUGCAGACAGGAACUGGCAAAACCUUCAAAGGUUAGGCAAUGACACCAACUUCCUGAAUGUCUCUUAUCGCUAUCUUGCUGGUGUUCCCCCACACAAGAAAAAGUUUCUGACAGUCGGGUUGUGUUCUGUUAAGCGGAAGUGGAGCAACUAUCUCCUGGAAACACUGAGUUCUGUCUUUGAACAAUCAACACAAGAAGAACUGCAGGAAAUGAUUGUGGUGGUGCACUUAGCUGAUCCAGACCAGGAAUGGAACUCUCAGAUGGUGGAGAAAGUUGCCAAGCGUUUUGCUGCUCAGCUCCUCAUGGGCCGCCUGCUAGUUAUCCAUGCCCCUUCUGAGUAUUACCCUCCCCUGGCAGGACUAAAAAGGAACUUUAAUGAUGCUGAAGACCGUGUGCGCUUCAGGUCAAAGCAGAAUGUGGAUUAUGCCUACCUCAUGAACUUUGCUGCCAAUCUUUCCACCUACUACCUCAUGAUUGAAGAUGACGUUCGCUGUUCCAAGUCCUUCCUUACAACCAUCCGGAAGAGGCUGGCAUCCCAGGGGGACUCUUACUGGGUCACCCUGGAGUUCUCCAAGCUUGGCUACAUUGGCAAGCUUUACCACUCCAGCGAUUUGCCCCAGCUCGCUCGGUUCCUCAUGCUCUUUUACCAGGAGAUGCCGUGCGACUGGCUUUUUGUGCACUUUCGCCUUCUGCUUACACAGAAAGAAGUUAUUCGUUUCAAGCCAUCCCUCUUCCAGCACAUUGGCUACUACUCUUCCUUUCAGGGCACAGCAAACAAGUUGAAAGAUGAAGACUUUGAAGAGGACCUUUCUACCCUCCCUGACAAUCCCCCUGCGGAUAUGGUUACUGACAUUGCGACUUUUGGGAAUUACCUACCAUAUAAGGCCUACAGUAACAUGGCGAAUUUCUUUUGGGGCAAGGCCCCAUCUGCUGGCAAUUCAUUCACCAUCGUGUUUAAGCAGGCUACCCCCAUCUUCCGCAUCCAGAUCCAUACAGGCUGCAGGCAGCAUCCAGAGGACUAUCUCCAGGCUGGACUUGUGGAGCUGGGCACUCGAAAGAACCGGUGUGAUCUGCAUUGUGCCAGCUACACCCCCAUUGGACUCUUUAAGCAUGGACAGUUUGACAGAGAGGGCCUGGAGAGCAGCACAGCCUCUGCCCCUGAGUGUGUCCGCAUUGUAGUGACUAAAAAUCAGAGUGAAUGGCUGGUCAUAAGCAGCAUAAGCAUCUGGACAAAGUCUGGGCCUUGAAGGAUCAGGUUCUCUCAUAGUGUGGAAAUGCUGCUGCUUGGUAUCAUUCCCUCUUUGUACAAGAAUCCCAUGGGGAGAGGAAGAAGUGGAUUUUGCAUUGUUCAUCAUCAUAUGAGAGGCUAUAAAAUUCACAUCUUAGAUGCUUUUGAUCUAGAUAUCAUCCCAGAGUAUCAGUUACUCUCAAAGUAAUUUCUCAUAAUUUGGCCACUUGCAUUGUCUUCACCUGCACCUAUCAAUGAAGGGCCUCUGCUUGAAAACCCUCUUUUUUAGGCUGGGCUAUCUUGUGCCCUUCUUGCGUCCAGUACGCUCGGCUGAAUGUACAGUUUUUGCAAAUGGGUGGAGAAACAAUAGUAGGUCUUGAAACAGUAGCAAACCUAGUUCAUAAUCUCAGAAAUCUCCCAUAUUUACUUCCAUGAUUUGUAUCCUGGCUAUCUGCAAAAAAAAUGUCAAUGAAAGUAGCUUAUGGGCACCAUUAACAUUAAGGAAAGCAGAGUGGAGGCAAACCCAGCCUCCCUUGAGAGGGAGUUCCAAAGCUUGGGAGUAGCCAUCCAAAGCAUGAAUUUAUUAGAGAGAGAAAGAGAGAGAGUUGGUACCAACAUACUGGAGACACCAAACUCCAAGACUUCAGACAAUCUCUCCCAGUAGUUCCAUGUAUAGAUUAAGUAGAGCGGGAGAUAAAAGGAAAUGCUGAGGGACACUGCAGGCCAGUAGCCACAGCAUUGAACAGGCAUUCCUGAGCACCACCUUCUGGGACCACUUGUUUAAGAAGAAUAGGAAUCCCCAUGUAACAGUACCUCCCAGCCCUACCUCAGAUAAAUGCCUCAGAAGGAAACCAUGGCGAACGAUAGGGAAGGCUGCUGGAAGGUCCAGCAGAACUAACAGGGAUAUGUUCCCAUUGUUCAGCUACCAGCGUGGUUCAUCAAUCAAGACCACUAAAUCCUGUGUCCCAGAACCAGGCCAGAAACCAAAUUCAUAUGGAUCUAGAUAUGCAUUUGUACAUCAUGCUAACCUGGUAAUAAGCCACGAUGGGUUGGUUGUUCUGCAAACAAUCAUCCGUGCACCCAGCAGAUGAUCACAUUUACCAUGAGUUGUUGACCUGCUCACAUUUCCUUCCUCAUUGGUCCUUCCACAGAUAUACCAGGAAGCACUGGCAAGACCUACUUCUCACCAUGACUGCAAGCUGUGUUUGGCUCACCAGUGCUCUUUAUUGCAUUACCCACUACCUCCAUUGCUAAAUCCAGCUUGACAGCCAGUUCUUGACUUUUCUGUUUUGACAGCCACUGACCAUCCUUUUAAAGUGCCCAGGUGGCCCUUUGGAGGGGCCAUCAAUGGUGGCCAACUUGUACAAAAAUAUUUAUUUUUUAAAAAUCAUAGUGUGCAAAAUUCUUGUCUUUUUUAAAUUACACAACAGCACAUGAGUGUGAAGAUCAGGAGCCCCAGUUGGGGCAUGCCACAAGUGUACCUGCUCUCAAAGUGUAGCAGGUAUUGAUUCUGGACAUUGGCCCAAAGGGAGUAUCUUGACAGUGUAAAACAAAGAGGAUAAAAAAGAGAGGGGGGAAAGCUUAUGUAUGUCUCUUUCAAUUUCUUAGAGGUAAGGAAAAUAAAAUGUAAUUACAGUAAACAAAUAAUAAAAGGCAAACAGUCAAGCAAAGAUGCAAGGAUCUUUGCUCACAAAAAGGGGUGGUAAGAUUUAUACGCCCUUCACAAUGAAUGCCUCCUCCCUUUGCCCCUUAUCAGUGUGUUGAACAGUUCACAUUCUCCUAAGAUCCCUCCUUUUCUGGGAAAAAGGAAGUUUGACUGGUAGCUGCCCAGAUUUGCAGUUUGUCAGUACACUGGGUGGAUUUUGAUAGGAAAACAUGGCAGUGUGCUUCAUCCAGAAAUCUCAAGUUGGGAAGCCACCACAUGCUCCAGACCUUGUCCAUGAAUAGAAUGUGAGGGAUUGGCUGGAAAUUAUUCAGUUCAGUGGGGUUCAGAGGAGGAUGGAGGAUUUCUUUUUUAUGAAACAGCUUUGCACUGUCUCUCUUAGGCAAGGCAGAAUCACAUCUUGUUGUGAAGACGCAGUUACUGUUGUCAGCAAUGGCAUACCAGUAGGCCUUUGGACUUUUGCUGUCGAUAUGAGAGAUGAGCAAUCACUUUGCAGCCCCGCAGCUGGAUUAUCUAUGGAGCAGAGUCCAUCAAUUCCCUAACUCCUAGUCACCUAUACCUUUAAAAUUCAGGACAGUAACCCUACAAGUGACAAUAUACAUUUUUUUACAAAAGCUUCAUCUUUAGAGCCUUUUUCCCUACUAUAGCCACUUUAGUAUUGUAUUGAAUACUAAAUGAUUCAAAUGUUUUACUUCUAGAUAUGCAUUUUAACCAAGAAUAUGACCAAGAUACACACAAACAAAUUUUAUUUGAUUGUAAUUAAAACUAGCAUAAUAUAUAGACAACACUUGCACAGUCAAAUGUGAUCAGAGUAACUUCUGGUACUCUCAGGAGGUGAUAGAUGAGUUCCAGACGGGCAGCCUCCCCCAGCCUGGUGAUUUUCACAUAUAUGGAAAUACAAUUCUCAUCAUCCCUAGCUAGCCUAGCCUUAAGAAAAUGUUCACCUGGAACUGAUUCUCUUGGCCAACUUCAAAGCAAGGCCAGUAUAUCAAUGUCCUUGGAGAUGAGGAAGCUCAUUUCCUUCUGCUGCAGCCUGUUCUUAGCACCAGACUCGGCCAGGCAAACCUGUUGUGGCCCACAGGUGUUUCUUUGUGGCCUUCCGCUCUCGGCUUUCUCGACUUCUUCAGAAGAGAAUCUAGGCAAAUGGAGAAGUUUCCUUUGCGCUUCUAAUCUUUCCAGGAAGGGGGCUACUUCUCAAGAAUAAGGCUUAGAUUUACACCUUCAUAAUUCAGCAGUGUC
Molecule: messenger RNA, 5149 nt
Organism: Varanus komodoensis (Komodo dragon)
Lineage: Eukaryota; Metazoa; Chordata; Lepidosauria; Squamata; Varanidae
Product: alpha-1,6-mannosyl-glycoprotein 4-beta-N-acetylglucosaminyltransferase-like
Exons: 5
Coding region: 872-2266 (464 amino acids)
Biological process (GO): protein N-linked glycosylation
Molecular function (GO): acetylglucosaminyltransferase activity
Source: RefSeq, a predicted model, not a curated record